Molecule: messenger RNA, 1104 nt
Organism: Saccostrea cuccullata (small rock oyster)
Lineage: Eukaryota; Metazoa; Mollusca; Bivalvia; Ostreida; Ostreidae
Product: SPRY domain-containing SOCS box protein 3-like
Exons: 3
Coding region: 1-669 (222 amino acids)
Biological process (GO): proteasome-mediated ubiquitin-dependent protein catabolic process
Cellular component (GO): SCF ubiquitin ligase complex
Molecular function (GO): protein binding
Source: RefSeq, a predicted model, not a curated record
AUGUUCAGUGGAUUUCAACAGGAAUAUUGGGUUUGGGAUCAAGUUGCCAAAUCUCCAGAAGUUUUGCUUUCUAAAGACAGACAUAGUGCUUACUUCUAUAUUGACCCUAUAUAUGAAAGCACAGGAACUGCUGGAGUUAGAGGCUCAAAGGGGUUCACAGAGGGAGAACACUACUGGGAAAUUGUUUUCCUGGAACCCCCAUGUGGAACCUCUGUGAUGGUGGGUGUAGGAACUGAAAAUGCAGUUCUACACAGAAGUAAUUAUGAAUAUGUAGACCUGAUUGGGUUUGAUAAAGAGAGCUGGGGCUUAUCUUACAAAGGCACAACAUGGCAUGGAGGCCAAAAAAUUCAGUAUUGUGAACCUUUCUUUGAUAAGACAACUGUGAUAGGAUGCCACCUUAAUCUGUACAAAGGGACCCUGGCAUUCAGCAUCAAUGGGACAUAUAUGGGUGUGGCCUUCACUGGACUAAACAAUGCCUCAGGUUGUUUAUAUCCCAUCGUCAGUUCCACGGCGUCAGAAACGGAGCUGGGACUGGGGGAACAGUAUUGUCGAUAUCUGACUCUCCAGGAAAAGUGUCUACAGACCAUUAAGAGACAUUUGGAUUAUAACGAUUCCGCCGAAAGCUUACCUCUACCAAAAGUCCUCAAAACUUCGCUGAAGAAUAUCUGAAGAAAAGUUGUGUUUCUUUGUGAUAAAUCUGAUGAAUGUACGUCACUGUAAAAAUUCGUAAUGAGUACUUCUAUGUUUGUAUAGUGCUGUACUUUUGUUAUUGAGGCCAGAGGAUUUUUUUUUCUGUUUUGUAAAUCACAAUUUUAAAAAAACACAAAACAAUUAUAUUUUUACCAGUAGAAUUAUCUUUUUUAUGUGUAAGGAAAAUUGGAACAUUGUGAUGAGAUGACUGAUUUUGUCCUUUUUUAGUAUUUUUGUAUUCCUGGACUAUUGUGCAUUUGUUUGUUAUUUUUGUUUUGUUUGGUUUCUUCUAAUAGGUGUUCAAAUUUUGACAUUUAUGCAAAGCAGGGAAAUUGUCCUCUGGCCUAACCUUGACAUAUGCAAAUUACAAUGCAAAUUAGUUGGUGCACUAACAUAUAUAUAUAUAUAUAUAUA